Stegodyphus dumicola is the source of this 8088-nucleotide messenger RNA. Its product is annotated as mitogen-activated protein kinase kinase kinase kinase 5-like. Gene Ontology annotation, biological process: protein phosphorylation; intracellular signal transduction. Lineage: Eukaryota; Metazoa; Arthropoda; Arachnida; Araneae; Eresidae. The record is from RefSeq and is a predicted model, not a curated record. Gene Ontology annotation, cellular component: cytoplasm. Gene Ontology annotation, molecular function: MAP kinase kinase kinase kinase activity; ATP binding.
AUUAUUAUUGUUUUUAUGCGCUCUGCCCUAAAACUAAAUUUGUAGUUGACAUCGAAGAACUUAAAUCGUGGAGUGUGUAAUGUUUCUAUUAAAUCGAAUUAUUAAUCCGCGUCGUUUGUGACUUUUUUUAUAAACAAGAGUAAUGCUGAUACUAGAUGAUGGCUGCAGCACCAAAUUCAAACAUUUCACGACGAAAUCCCCAAGAUGAUUACGAACUAGUGCAGAGAGUUGGAAGUGGGACUUACGGCGAUGUAUAUAAGGCUAAGAGAGUUAAAGAUGGACUAUAUUCAGCUGUUAAAAUUAUCAAGCUGGAGCCAGGUGAUGAUUUUUCUAUUAUCCAGCAAGAAAUUUUAAUGAUGAAAUCAUGUAGGCAUCCAAAUAUUGUUGCAUAUUUUGGAAGUUAUCUGAGGCGAGAUAAAUUAUGGAUUUGUAUGGAAUUCUGUGGAGGAGGAUCACUGCAAGAUAUUUAUCACAUUACUGGACCAUUAUCUGAGCUACAAAUAGCAUAUAGCUGCAGAGAAACUCUGAAAGGUCUGGAAUAUCUUCAUUCUCUUGGAAUGAUGCACAGGGAUAUUAAAGGAGCAAAUAUUUUACUCACUGACGAUGGAGAUAUUAAACUAGCUGAUUUUGGAGUAUCUGCACAAAUCACUGCCACUAUCAGCAAAAGAAAAUCUUUUAUCGGAACACCUUAUUGGAUGGCUCCAGAAGUAGCAGCUGUUGAAAGAAAAGGUGGAUAUAAUCAACAGUGUGAUAUCUGGGCUGUGGGAAUAACAGCCAUUGAGCUUGCAGAACUCCAGCCUCCAAUGUUUGAUCUCCAUCCUAUGAGAGCUCUUUUCUUAAUGUCUAAAUCUGGCUUCAAACCACCCACAUUAAGUGACAAAGUCAAAUGGUCAGCAGUCUUUCACCAUUUUGUUAAAGUUGCAUUGACAAAAAAUCCAAAGAAGAGGCCUACUGCAGAAAGGCUUUUGCAGCAUCCAUUUUUACAAGGAAAUUUAGGUAAACAUUUAGCAAAAGAGCUGUUGGACAAAGUAAAUAAUCCACACAUUGCAUUCCCUGAAGAUGUUGAUGAUGAUGGUAUAUUACCUGAUGUGCCUCAGCGUAUUACUUCCAAAAAACCAGCCAGAGAUAAGCAGAGAACCAGAUCAGAGCUUCACAUGGAAAGUGUUAACUUUGAUCCCCCACUUAUGACUGCACUUUCAACUUCAACCGAGCAAAAUCCCGAAACAUCAACUGUAUCAGAAGCUUGGGGAAUAUCUGAGGAUUCUACUCAUAAUGAUGUAUAUGAUUUGCCAACAGCAUGGAUGGAAGAAGAUAAUGAGUCAGAUGUUAUACACAGAGACAGAGUAUCAGAUUCUUCUGAAGGAGGCAAAGAUUUUCAGUUUACGCAGCAGGCUACUUUACCUCUGAGUAAUAGAGAAGAUUAUGGAACUACUCAGGAUGACGAUGAUGAUGUGCCUGAGCAUAUUGCUCCUGGUGGCCAUAACAGUUUUAACAGAAAUGAACAAUUGGGCACUUUACUAAAUCGCAAUUUUGAUCAACUGGAUGAUUUAGAAAGGUACAGACAUUCUACAGCAGCUGCAACCAGUUCGGAAAAUGAGGAGAAUGUGAGGGCACCACCAGCUGUACAAAUAGAAAUAGCUCCUCCAGAGGUGCCACCUCGACCUAAAGAUAAAAAAAGAAAUACGCCUCCUAGGCCUGUAUCCAAUGGUCUUCCUCCUACACCAAAAGUACAUAUGGGUGCAUGUUUUUCCAAAGUAUUUAAUGGGUGUCCAUUGCAAAUCCAUUGCACUGCUAGCUGGAUUCAUCCUGAAACAAGAGAUCAGCACAUUCUGUUUGGAUGUGAAGAAGGUAUCUAUACAUUAAAUCUGAAUGAAUUGCAUGAUGCAACUGUCGACCAGCUAUAUCCUCGACGCACAGUUUGGAUGUUUGUGAUACAGAAUGUUUUAAUGACACUUUCAGGGAAGUCACCUCAGUUGUAUCAACAUGAUUUACUUCAGAUGUAUGCCAAACAAACCCAUAAAUUUUCACUGCCAAUGAAUCGUAUUCCUGAAAAGUUUGUGCCCAGGAAAUUCUCUUCAACAUCUAAAGUGCCUGAUACCAAAGGAUGUAAACGUUGUUGUGUUGGGCGAAAUCCAUAUAAUGGUUACAAGUAUUUGUGUGGAGCUAUGAGAGAUGGCCUUUUUUUAAUGCAGUGGUAUAAUCCUCUAAAGAAGUUCAUGCUGCUAAGACAAGUGAAGUGUUAUAUUCCAGCAGCUUUGGAAGUAUUUGAAAUGAUUAUUACACCUGAAUAUGAAUAUCCAAUGAUAUGUGUUGGUGUUAAAAAGGGGUAUGACAGAGGCCAUCUUGAACUUGACAUGAUAAACUUAAAUAAUUCUGAGUACUGGUUAAAUGAUGAUUGGGAAGGGACAGACACUAUAGUUCCGAGGCAUGAAACACUCAAAAUUAUUAAUGUUACGCAGCUGGAAAAAGAUGCCAUAUUAGUCUGUUAUGAUAUUGUCAAUCUUCAGGGUAAACUUAAAUCAAGUAGGCGCCAGCCAGCAGAGUUGGUAUUUGAUUACAAAAUUGAAUCGAUUGUAUGCCUCACAGACAGUGUUUUGGCAUUUCAUAAACAUGGAAUGCAAGGAAGGAGUUUUAAAAAUAAUGAGAUUGUCCAAGAAAUCACAGAUAAUUCAAGGAUUUUUAGGAUGCUUGGAUCAGACAGAAUUGUAGUUUUGGAAAGCAGACCAACUAAUGAACCAAAAAGUCCUUCCAACUUAUACAUAUUAGCUGGUCAUGAGAACAGUUACUAAUGCUGCUGGUAAACAAGUGGUGUUCACAGUAUUGAAAAUUGUGUCAAAUUUGUAAUUGUGAUUUAAUUUUAAUGCUGUUUUAAGCAUUGAACUGAUUAAUAUGUAAUUACAUUAAUUUUCAUAUAGAUUGCACAUCUUAUAAUUAAGCAGUCAUAUAAGCAAUGUAGAAUAUGUAGAAAUCAUGAUGUACAGUAUUUUUAUUGCUAAAACAGGCUAAUAGAUUGUACAAUAGUGUGAAUUUUGUAAAUUAUUUUUAUGAUCGUAUGAAUAUAUAUGUGUGUGUUCAAUUUGUGUGAGACUGCAUGUAGAUUUUUAUGGUAUUUUCUUUUGUGGAUUGUUUGAUAAUUUCUGUGAUUAUUUUGUUCUUAUAUACUAAUGCAUCAAGCAUUUUAUUGAAAAUUUAUUAUUCAAGUAGUUUUUUUAUUUUAUUCAUGUUUAAAAUUUUAUCAGCUAUUCUAAAAUAAUGAUCUUUUCUCCUAAUUUAUCUUUUAAAUCGGGUUAAUGAAGUAAAAUAAUUCUGUACUUUUUAACUUUGUAGUUGUGCUUAAGUUUAGCCAGAAAUUUUUAAUAUUAAUACUAAGUAUAUUUAACAUCAGUUAUGUCUCUAGGAUAAAAUCCGCUAUUCUUUCUAAAACUGUUCACUCAUUUACAUUAGAUGGUUUUAGCAUUGCUCUUAUUUUGAUAAUUAUUGUGCAUGUCAGUGGUUAAGUUUUAAGUGAAGUGAAGUUUCUUAAUAUUAAAUUGUUGUUUUAUAUCUAAGUAAUGCAAUAAAUUUUGGAGACAAAUUUUAAAGGUGUCAUUUACAAAGUAUUGAUGAAAUUAAUGAAAAAAAAAUCUAGUUAUAAGUCAUACUUUGAAAAAAUUUUAUUAUUUUUAAACUUUAUGAAACCGUAUGAUAAUGUACCAGGGUUUGCUGAGAUGGUUUGAGUUGGGAUGAAUCCUUAAAUGUUCUUAAAUUUGAAUCUUAGAGUUUUCAGGUAUUUCAUUAAAGGAAUAAAAAAAAUUCCAUCCUUAAAAGAUUAUAAUUUAAGCAAAAUUUGGAAUCUGCAUUUAAUAAUUAACAAAUUUAAAGAAUACAGUUUUUAAAAAUACACAUAUAUAUUAUGAAGAUAUAAAUGAAAUUUAGUUAAGUGAAGUACAUAAUUAAAAUCUUGAGGUUCAUUUUUUCCCAUCAUAAUUUUUCUAAAUAAAUUUUAAAUAAAUGGUUCAGAAUUUUUCAAAUUUCUUGAUUCUUUUAGAUCAAAGAAUAUGCAGAUGGAAAACAGUUUUUUAAGAAAUAACUGAAAUAAAUACUCAUUAUAAAAUUAUUAUGAAAAUUUAGAAAAAUAAGAUCCUAAAAAAAGUUUUUUUUUAAUUUAAAAAAUUUUAUAAGAAUACAUUUUCAUAUAGCAUUCAGGGUCUGUAUGGUACUGGUCAUCCAGAUGCCACAGAAAAUACAUAAAUUAAAUUCUUUUUUUGUGAUGAAUUCUUCUAUGGAUGGCAGGGGGGACUUAUUUUUCCAAGUUUAGAAUUAAAAUUUUGACCAGUUUUUCUAGGUUGGCAUUCAAAUGAUGAAAAAGCAUGAAGAUUCAUGCUUCCAAAUCUGAAUCUUCAAGAUUCAAGUAUUUGAAUAUCAUAUUCAUAGUGAUUGUUUAUGUGUUUAAAAAUUUGAUUCCAAGUCAGAAAUUUGUUUACUGUAAGGUUGCAUAUGGUUAGGGUAAAUCUAUUAAAAGUUUGAUGAACAUCAUACUCUUUCUGUAACAGUUAUGCUGCAACAGUUAUUGAAAUUAAACAUUUGUUUGUAGUACAUGUUGAAUGCAUUAGAGUCUCAAUUAUUCUUUUUUUAUGUACUUUGAUAUAAAGUAUUUAAAUAACAGUCUUUCUUUUUGGGUAUCCAUAUCUUCCCAUUAAUUAUGAAUCAAUAAAUACUAAUUUUAUUUUAAAUUUUUGUAUCGAACAUGGUGAAUACUUUUGUAACAAUCACCUCUCUAAGACUGAUGAUCACUGAUAGAACCAGUAUUUCUGAGAACAUAAUCAUCAAUCUCUGUAAUAUGACUGCCUUUACAGAAGAUAAAAAUCAUCUUAAAUCGUGGUUGAUCAUGUCAGAAAGGAUUCGCUGUAUAUGCAAGUCAAGUUGGUUUAAAAUAAUAUCAUGUGUAUUAUAAGAAAGUAUCGUGAAUGGGAAAAUUCUAUUCGUAGUUAAUUACUAGUUUAAAAUUUAUUUCUUUUGUGUAGCAGAUGAAAGUGGUGAGCAUUUGUUAUCACUUUCAUAUAUAAGAAAAAAUAUAUCUUAUAUGCAUCAAACAAAAGAGUUUCUAUUUUGCUGAUAAUUUUCUUUUACGAUUUUCUUAAGAAGGGUGAAAUAAGAGAUUGAAAUAAAUUGUAACAAAUGGUGUCAGUUUUUUUUUAUUGCAUGGGUUUCACACAUGCUUAUUUAUUUAAAGGGGAAAAAAGUGAUAUUUUACAGUGUAUAAUUGCAGUAUGAAUGACUAAUGAUAGGUUUAUAUACUUUCACAAACUGCAAUUGAUUCUGAUUGAAUGUUUAAUCUGAGGAUUUUUUUUCCUUUCUAAGCUAGAUAAAUUCGGAAAUCACUGGUAUUUUCUGAAAUUUAGCUGCUCAUCAUAUUUGCAUAUACAUUGGACUUUCUAUUUCGUGAACCUUCAGUUUAUGAAUUAUUAUUAUUAUUAUUAUUAUUUUGUUAUUUCGUUGUUUAUAUAGACUUUUAUGAUCAUUUUAGUCACAUUCCCUUUCGCAAAUUUUAUACACAUGCAAUUUUUUUUUAAGCCAUUGUGCAUGAAUUUGUAAAAUAGAGAAUUCACUCUUCUAUAUGCAGUGCAUGUAUACAAGCACGUGUGUGCAUAUGUUUACUUAAAAAGGGGGAAAAAAAGAAUCUGCAACCAUGCAGCUUACAGUUUCUUCCCAAAUUAGUGUGCAGUGAAAUCCCCCAUUCUGUUUCAUUUUCCUUUUAUUUAUUUAUUUAAAGUAAGUAUUGCUGAAUUAUUUAAAAUAUUAUUUCGCUUCGUGUUUCAUUGUUGGGUUAUAUGAAAACCUAUAUUCAUGCUUUAAGUAAUUAUGUAAAAUACUGUAAAAUUUAAAAUUUUAUGUUUACUUGCAACGUGAUAGGGAAUGUAAACAUCAACCCGAAGAAAAGGAUAGAUAAGGCAAAGUGAUUUUUAUAUUUCUGUAACAUAAUGCGAGUUUAUUAUGUGUAUAUUUAAGUGUAUUCUCUAAAUAAAAUUAUUGCAUGUCCCAUAUAUGAAGCCUUUUAAAGUUUUUGCUAUCUGCAUUAGUUUCCCUUUAUCAGUUAAUUUUCCACUUAAUCUGUAUCCUCAUUUUACCCAAAAAGUUGUCUUAUAUUCUGUGUAUUUAUUGUGUGUAUUACAUAAUUAAAGAAUGUAAGUGUGUCUAAGGCUCUUAACAUACAUAUUUAAUGUGAUAAUAUCUUAAAUAAGUUUAAGGGCUUCAAGCCAUACUUACAUUCUUGAAACUUUCCUGUAAGAGAAAUUAUUUCGUGUGCUGUUGUGAAAAAGACAGUUAUUUCAAAUAAAGAGUAGUUUGUGGAUUAAAUAUCUCGCCUGCUGAAGGGAAAAAAAAGCAGAGUUUGAAUUUUUUAAAUCAUUCUAAUGAAAUUAGUAUGCAGUAUUAAAAAUGCUGUUUUCUUGUCUCAUUUUUUAUCUCUGUUGAUGGUGAAUACAUGAAUUAGAUGGGAAGUUCUUUAAGUUUCAUUCAAAAAUGUUUGUUUUUAUUUGUUAGUAUAACAAAGCUGUUUUGUUUGGAUUUUGUUUCAGUUCAAGAAAUACUACUGAAUUUUAAAUUAAAUAUAUAGGGUAUGUGUAAAAAAUUAAUGAAACAAAAACAAUGCCAAUCAAAAUAAAACACUCUAUUAAUAGACCGUUAUAUUUAAAUUUUCUUUAUUUGUAAGUCUUCCUGCAAGAAUAUUUUCCUGCGAAUUUUUUAAUGUAUUUUAUUAAAUUUUACUUAUUAUAUAUUCUGAUUUUACAUCUUACAGUUUGUUAAAUGGUAGUUAUAAUAUUUUAAAAAUAUAUAUUUCUUGAAAUGAGAUUUUACUGUCAUUUUGAUGAGAAAUGUACAGCUUCUUUCUUUCUUUCUUCCUUUUAUCUUUUCUUAUUUUUUUAAAUAUAUUUUUGAUUUAAUAAUGUGUUUUGGAUUGAAAUUUUUGUUCGUUACAUGCUUCUUAAAUACAUAUCACGUUACUUUUCUGAAUUUUGUGUACAUAUAUGCAACUGUUUAUCAUUUGUUGCAGACGUGUGUGGUAACUUGUGUAUUUUUGACAAAGCUUAUAAAAUGUGACAAUCAUAUGACACUUUAUUUUACAUUAUGUUGCUAUGUUCAGUGAAGUGUUUCUACUGUAUUCUAAGCCAUUAUAUUUUUUGUUAAUGGAAUUUAAGAAAUGUUGAAAACAAGUUCCAACUUGAAUAAAAGUGCACUUUAAAAAGUAUGUGCAAAGCAAUAGCAAUAAUUUUGUAAUGCUAAUGUAGCUAAACGUUUUCUACGAAAUACUAAAAAAUAUUAAAAAUAUUUAAAAAAACUGCUUUAAAUUAAUUGGAGUCAGUGCAACCUGUCUUCUUAUAAGCUAGUUAGAUUCAUAGUUAUGUGUUAAUAAUAUAUAAAUAGUUCUGUAUUUAAAUUGUGAGUUUCGUACUGCGAUGAUGCUAAACCAUUUGUGAUAAUUUUAUUUAAAUAUUUCAUAACAUUAAAUUAUAUGUGAGUUUUUAACAUCAUACUCUUCUUUUAAAUGUUCUGUAGCUAAAAGUUAGUGUGGAUUAUUUGUUAGAAAAAUCUUAAUUCUUUUUCUUCACAAGAAUUUUGAAAAAAAGUAUUUUGUGUUGUGCCAACAGAAUUUUAUCGUUUGCGACUUUUAUACAAAAACAUUAUUCCUAUUUAAAAGACUAUUAAAGUAUUAUAAAAAGUGUAUAGUGUAUAUUAUAUAGUGCCAGAUAAAAGAAUGUAUUUUGUCAUAAAUAAAUAUUUACAAAUUUUCUAGGUUGUGAUAAAUUAUAAUGAAUUUGGUAUAAUGUAUUGGUUUAAUUCUAAGCUAGCAACUAACAGCUGGUUUUCUAAAUUCUUUUAACUGUUUUAUAUAAAUUAUAUAGUCAUAAUUAUAGACUCGGUGAAAAUAUUUUCAAAAUCUAAAAUCAUAAAUAUUUGGUUAAAUGUAAAGCGUAUGUAUUGUAUUUGAUCUGUGCAUGUACAAAUUCUGUAUUUUUAGUCAUGUUCCAUUUUUAUAUCUUCUUGAAAGUGCAAUAGCUUUUAAUAUUGUAGCUAGUGUGAAUAAUAAAUUAUCUUUGUAAAUUAAAA